CUUUCACAUCACACCGAGGCAGUCUGAACUCACCACCGCCACUCAUCAGCUCUACCAUGCAGGUUUCCAAAUAUUGUUUGACCAUGAAGCCGGCGGCGCGGCGGCCGCUGCUGCUGGGCGCCCUGGCGGCGGCGGCGCUGCUCUCCGUCCUCCUCCUCGCACCGCCCGGCGGCUUCUCCUCGCUCCUCCCGUUCCCCGACUCCUCGCCGUACGCGGGCAGCCCCAAGCUCCUCUUCCUCCUCGCGGGCCAGUCCAACAUGGCCGGCCGAGGCGCCGCGCCGUCCCCGCUCUCGCCCCCGUUCCGCCCGCACCCGCGCGUGCUCCGCCUCGCCGCAUCCCGCCGCUGGGUCACCGCCGCGCCGCCGCUCCACGCCGACAUCGACACGCACAAGGCCUGCGGGCUCGGACCCGCCAUGCCAUUCGCGCACCGCCUCCUCGACGCGGCCUCCGCCGGCUCCGGACUCGUGCUGGGGCUCGUGCCGUGCGCCGUAGGCGGGACCAGGAUCUGGAUGUGGGCCAGGGGGCAGCCGCUCUACGAGACCGCCGUUGCCAGGACGCGCGCCGCCGUGGAAGCCGGCGGGGGCACGCUCGGCGCCGUGCUGUGGUUCCAGGGGGAGAGCGAUACCAUCGAGCUGGACGACGCCACGGCGUACGGCGGCAAGAUGGAGCGCCUCAUCGCCGAUCUCAGGGCCGAUUUCGGCAUCCCCAACCUGCUCGUCAUCCAGGUUGGUCUUGCAUCAGGAGAGGGGAAUUACACUGAUAUUGUCAGGGAAGCUCAGAAAAAUAUCAACCUUCCUAAUGUCAUUCUUGUGGAUGCUAUGGGAUUGCCACUCCGAGAUGAUCAAUUACACCUCUCCACAGAAGCUCAACUUCUACUGGGUGACAUGUUGGCGCAAGCCUAUUUAAAGUUCAACUCAUCCACAGAUUCAAGACAACGACGUCGAUGACGCUGUUGAACCUGUUAGUUGUAGAGUCUGUGACAAAUACCAUCAUUCUUUGAAAUAUUCUGUUGUAGAGUGUAGAUCAUUGUACAAGAGGAGUUGUACCCAUAGGUGCACUACAAAAAUGUAAUAAACGCUACAGGGUAGAUACUUAGCUCAAACAAUUCUAGUGUUGUACAUUACAUUGGAAAAAAACAGACAGCCUCCAUUAUGGGGUUACAAAUCAGCAUCAUUUGUGGGAUUCUAAUGGCAGUCAUUGCCCAAUUGGAUCGUAUUCACAAACUUUGGUGA
Messenger RNA from Phragmites australis (common reed), 1232 nucleotides. RefSeq names its product probable carbohydrate esterase At4g34215. NCBI's taxonomy places the organism in Eukaryota, Viridiplantae, Streptophyta, Magnoliopsida, Poales, Poaceae. The transcript has 2 exons. The record is from RefSeq and is a predicted model, not a curated record. The coding region runs from base 57 to 947 and encodes 296 amino acids.